This is a messenger RNA of Pseudovirgaria hyperparasitica, 1802 nucleotides long. RefSeq names its product DUF1716 domain protein. NCBI's taxonomy places the organism in Eukaryota, Fungi, Ascomycota, Dothideomycetes, Acrospermales, Acrospermaceae. The transcript has 2 exons. Gene Ontology annotation, cellular component: spliceosomal complex. Bases 45 to 1802 code for a protein of 585 amino acids. The record is from RefSeq and is a predicted model, not a curated record.
CUCUGAUAAAGGUGCUCGCGCAUCACCACACGACAGUCUCCGAGAUGACAAGCAUCGACGACCUAUUCAAAAAGCCAAACGCGCCUGGGAAACGGAAAAUCGAGCCCUUGACUGACCCUGAAAAGGUUUACAAAUCUGCAAAGAUCUCCGCAAAUUCCGACGCCAAGCAACCACGAGCUUCAAGCGUGGAGGACGAUGAUGGCGAAGAAGCAGGACCCCAAUUACCUCCGGAGAGUGAAGAGGAGGACUACGGGCCUGAUGAUGAAGAAGGAAGAUUUUUCGGGAGUGGACUUGACGAAGGUACAAAAGAUGCUAUGGACUAUCUCGACGAGCAAGACGGAGAGGAAACAUUCAUACCCGAGAAGAUUGACAGUUCAUGGCUGAAAAAGACGGCCUUAAACUUUGAGAAGAGAAUAGCGAAGAACGCAGAGCUACGUGGGAAGUACGAGGAGGAGCCUCAGAAGUUCAUGGGCUCGGAAUCAGACCUGGACGAUGAUAUCAAGGCGUUGUCGAUACUUUCAGAGCAUUCGGAGUUGUACGCCGAAUUCGCGAAGCUAGGGAGUGCUGCAAAGCUGGUAUCGCUUCUAUCGCACGAGAAUACAGACAUUGCCAUCGACGCAAUAGAGAUUAUAAGCGAAUUGACCGACGAAGACGUAGAAGCAGAACAAGAGCAAUGGGACGCUCUGGUGGACGGGCUUAUGGAGGCAGACAUACUCGACCUGUUGACUCAGAAUUUUGAUCGCUUCGACGAGACGAACGAUUCGGAUCGUAGUGGAGUAUAUCAUGCUCUAGGCGUCAUCGAGCACCUUAUUUCGAGGCCUAAGAUGGCUGAGACAAUAGGAGAAACUACAAAACUUUUGCCCUGGCUAGUUUCCAGGAUACAAGUAAAAGAAGCAAGGCUAGGUCAAAACAAGCAAUACGCAGCCGAGAUACUCUCCAUCAUCCUACAAUCCUCAGACUCAACCCGUAAACGCUUUCUCGAGCUUGAUGGCGUGGAUACUCUCCUCACUAUACUUGCCGCCUACCGGAAAAGAGAUCCCCAGAAAGACUCCGAAGAGGAGGAGUAUGUUGAGAAUCUCUUCGAUGCACUAACAUGCGUAGUUGACGAACCUGAAGGCAAAGCCAAAUUUGUGGAAGCCGAAGGUGUAGAGCUAUGCCUGAUCAUGCUCAAAGAAGGGAAGAUGAGUAAAGCACGCGCUUUGACCGUUCUCGACCAUGCCCUAGCCGAUCGCACAGAUACUAGCGGUGACGUAUGCCAAAAACUCGUCGAAGCAGAAGGUCUCAAGCGCAUCUUCAGCCUGUUCAUGAAGAAGAACGACAGCUCGACGAACGAACAUCUCUUGGGCAUCUUUUCAUCACUUCUCAAGUCACUUCCUGGUAGCUCGGCCCAGCGCAUACGAACGCUCGCGAAAUUUAUGGAGAAAGAUUACGAGAAAAUAUCCAAAACCAUCGUUCUCCGUCGCGAUUAUGCAACUCGUCUUGCAGCAGUAGAUCAGCGGAUCAAACGGGAGCAAACCAACCUCGACUUGGCAGAUCGCGAAGCCAUGGAGGAUGAAUGGUUCUCGCGGAGACUUGAUGCUGGACUAUUCUGUCUCCAGACCGUUGAUGUGAUAUUAGCCUGGCUAGUUGCAGAAGACGACGGUGCAAAGAAGAAGAUCCAGGAGCUAUUAGCAAAACGGAAUGAGACGUUAGCUGACGUUAAGCGCACAAUUCAGGGGCAGAUAGAUCAAAUCCAUGUGUCGGACAGGGCAGAAGAGGGCGCACUGAAAGAUAUGCUUCAGACUUUACUGUCCUUUCUGUGA